GAAUUAUUAAAAUUUUAUAAUAUGUAGGGAUGCAAUAGAUCAUAAAAAAUAGCCAUCUGCACAGUUGGUUUACCAGCACGUGGGAAAACAUAUAUAUCUAGAAAAUUGAAUCGUUACUUUAAUUGGUUAGGUUACAAAAGUAGAGUAUUCAUUAAUGGAAAUUAUAGAAGAGAAAUAUGUGGCACUGAAUGCAAAUCUUAAUUUUUUGAUCCUCAUAAUGAAGAAGUAAUACAUAACAAAUUAAAAUUAGGCUUAAAAAGCAAGAAAUGAUUGUGCAAAAAUGGCAUUAUAAGAUUUAAUAUAAUUUCUUUAAAAUGGAGGAGAUGUAGGAAUAUUGGAUGGAACAAACAUAACAAAAGAAAGAAGACAUUAGAUUGAAAAUGAUCUAAAAUCUUAAUUUAAUGGAAUUCAGACUCUAUGGAUUGAAUCAAUAUGUAAUGAUUCUAAAGUGAUUUAAAAUAAUAUACGAUUGACCAAGAUAAAUAAUCCAGAUUAUUGUAACAUGAACCCUGAAUAAGCUACAAUUGAUUUCCUAAAUAGAAUUAAGAUGUACGAACAGGCUUAUGAAACUAUAACCGACGAUGAGAAUCUCUCAUAUAUCAAAACGAUGAACGUCGGAGCAGACGUACUAAACAUGUUUCCAUGCUUAGAUUAUUGUUCAUUAAGUCUAUGGCUUUUUGUUGUCCAAAAUCGUAUCCUUUAUUAUGAAUCUUCAUACAUAUCCAAGACCAAUCUACUUAUCUAGACAUGGAGAGAGCCAGUAUAAUGUGGAUGAUAGAGUUGGAGGUGAUUCUGAUUUAUCUGCCUUAGGAGAAAUGUAUGCAGAAAAAUUAGCUGAUUUCUUCUAUUCAGAAUUUCCAACUAAGGAAAUUAAAAAUGAGAUCAUAUUCUUUACAUCCACUAUGAGAAGAGCAGUCCAUACAUCUGAUGUUGUAGCUUAAAAACUAGAAAUUCAACCAUUACAACUAAAGACACUAGAUGAAAUUAAUGUAGGUAUUUGUGAUGGAAUGACUUAUUCUGAAAUAGCUUAAAAAUUUCCUAAUGACUUUUAAGUAAUCAUUUUUUAUAAUAAAUAUUUAAUAGGAGAGAAAAAUCAAUAAAUUAGGGUAUAGAUACCCAAGAGGAGAAUCAUAUUUAGAUUUAAUAAGUAGAAUAGAACCAGUAAUAUUUGAGAUUGAACGUUCAAGACAACCUGUGAUGAUAAUAGCUCAUUAAGCAAUUUUAAGAUGUCUGUAUGCUUACUUUCAUCAAAAUGAAAUACCAGAAGUUCCUACUUUAGAUAUACCGUUACAUUGUGUAAUAAAAUUAACUCCUGCUGCAUAUUUUUGUUUUGAAAAACGUGUGCUGAUCAAUCCUUAGACUGGUGAAAUUUAAUAAAAGGAAGAAUUUGUAGAAGAAUUUUUAAGAUCUAAAAGUAAACAGAAGAGUUUUAUUGAUUUAUGAUUAUAUUCAUGAAAUGUUAAUGGAG
Paramecium sonneborni is the source of this 1468-nucleotide messenger RNA. The record is from the annotation of a GenBank genome assembly. Lineage: Eukaryota; Ciliophora; Oligohymenophorea; Peniculida; Parameciidae.